AUGAGGAUUCCUGAACACUGGGAAACAAGUGAUUUAGGAUCGGAGAUGUACAGCUGUUCUUGGAGAAAAUCAGUAGGCUGUUCCUAUGGCAGUGUAAAGAGGCGGCAUCAAGACAUUCAAGAGAAGCCUUGGAAUCCGAGGCUCUGUAAUGCCAAGCAAAGAACAGAUGGUGCUAACCAGACCUAUUUGGAUGAGGUGUGCUACGUCCUUAUCAAUCCUAGGGCCCCCAGGAAGUGGCCAUCAGGGAACUCUGCUGAAGAGGAGGUCACUGGAGAACUCUAUGAGAACAUCCCCUGCAAGGCUAACAGGCCCAGAGGGACUUUGGGAGGCACUGAGACAGAGUAUUCACUUCUCCGGGUGCCUGCCACCCCGAAGCAUUCACCUUGCCCAAAAAAUGAAUACGAAGUUCUCAUACCUAGCAGAAUGUCCUUUCCUUCCUUCCAACAGCCAGGGCCAUGUAGGGCCCCUUUUGAGACUCAAUCUUCUUGUUUACAGUGA
Molecule: messenger RNA, 498 nt
Organism: Fukomys damarensis (Damara mole-rat)
Lineage: Eukaryota; Metazoa; Chordata; Mammalia; Rodentia; Bathyergidae
Gene: Gcsam
Product: germinal center associated signaling and motility
Exons: 3
Coding region: 1-498 (165 amino acids)
Biological process (GO): negative regulation of lymphocyte migration; regulation of B cell receptor signaling pathway
Source: RefSeq, a predicted model, not a curated record